AUGAACGACUGUAUUGGCAAACGAGUAAUAGCAUUAGUUGACAUGGAUUGUUUCUACUGUCAAGUAGAGGUUCAACACAACCCGUCGUUGACUGGAAAGCCGGUGGCAGUCGUUCAAUACAACAGUUGGAGAGGUGGGGGGAUAAUCGCAGUGAAUUAUGAGGCAAGGGCAAAGGGGGUAAACCGACAUAUGAGAGGAGAUGAUGCAUUACAGGCUUGUCCAGAUUUAAAUUUGGUACGUGUGAAGGAGCUCCAUGGAAAAGCAGAUUUAUCAAAAUACCGUACAGCCAGUCAAAAAGUAUUUGAGGUUCUCAGUCAAUUUAGUUCUUGUGUGCAAAGAGCUAGUAUUGAUGAGGCUUAUGUUGAUUUAACUAGUGUGGUAAAUCAUCAUAUUUCAUCUAAUCAUAAUGUAAUAACGGAAAAUGACCUACCCAAUACAUUUGUUGAAGGAUAUUCAGAUGAUAACUCAAAAGAAGAUAAAAAUGUGAAUUUAAAAUCUUGGCUCCAUGAUGUGUACAAUAAUGAGUUACAAGAUGACUAUUUACUCCGCUUAACAAUUGGUGCUAUGAUGGUUGAAAAAUUAAGACAAUCAAUUUUUGAACAAACUGGUUUUCGUUGUUCAGCUGGUAUUGCAAAUAACAAGAUUUUAUCUAAGCUUGCUUGUGGGUUACACAAACCUAAUCAACAAACAAUGUUGCCACCUUCUAGUGUACCUCAUUUGUUUGAAACCAUACCAAUAAAAAAAAUAAAAAAUUUAGGUGGUAAACUGGGAGAAAGAAUAAGGAAAGAAUUUAACUGUGAAUUCAUGUCUGAUUUAGCUGCAAUACCCCUAAAUGAUUUACAACAAAAGUUUAACGACAAGACAUGUAACUUUUUGUAUCAAAUCUCCAAAGGUAUAGAUAAUGAGCCUGUGGAAUCUAGACUUAUACCCAAAUCAAUAGGCAGUUGUAAGUCAUUUCCUACGGGGCUAAAAGCCAAAGAAGAAAUAAAAAAAUGGUUGAACACGUUGAUGAAUGAUAUUGUAGAUAAAUUAAAAGAUGAUUAUGAAGCUAAUAAAAGAAAAGCAACACUGAUGACUAUAAGUGUUAGAUACUUAGAUAGAAAAACAAAAUUGCCGACAUCACAGUGUUUUGAAGUUACUACGUAUAGUCAUAAUAAACUAUUGGAUACUGCCUAUUCAUCAUUAUGCACCAUGACUGAAAAUCAAAAGUCUUUACAUUGGAAAAAUCCGAUAUCUUUUUUAGGUGUAGCUAUUGGAAGGUUUGUGGAAAUGAAUGCAAAAUCAUCAAUAGAUAAUUAUUUCAAUAAGGGAGCUGCCAAAGAAGUGAAAAAUAUUAAUAGUCCAUUGACUAAACCAGAAAACAGUACGACUUCCUCUGAUAUCAAUAGUGAAAGUAAUAGUUCUAUGCUAUUGAAUGAACAACAAUUCAAAUCUAAAAUUAGUUUACCACUAUCAAAUCAACCUCCGCCAUCAUUAAAUCACUCUAACAAUAAAAAAAACAAAACAUGUAUUAAUGAUGUAAAGAAUUUAAAAACUAUGUUUGAUCAAAUGAAAAAUUCUGAUAGUUUCUUCACUAAUUCUUCCUCAACAUUACAGAGUGUGGAUCCUAAAAAAGAAAUUAAGCAAUAUAAACUUGACAAGAACAGUUUUUUUACAAAAAAACUGGAAAUUAUUUCUCCAGUUAAGAAUCAAGUAAAAGAGAAAAUGACAACAGUUGAACAAUCUUCCUCGACAAGUUCCGUGGGAUUUUUAUUGGAAAGCUCUGAUGUUAUUUCUCCUUCAAAAAAUAUAUUAAAUGAUAAUCAUAACAUAACAACUCAACCAGCAGAUAGCUUUUUUUCAAGAAAACUGGAAAAUGUAUCGCCUUCGAAAAACCAAAUAACUAAUGAUUCAAGAAUAGAGUUAGUACCAAUUGUUCAAUCUAUCAUUACUAAAGAUACUAUUGAAUUUACUCCUAUAACAUUAUUAUGUGAGCGGUGUGACAACAUGAUUGAUAUAGAUACAUACGAUGAACACAUAGAUCAUCACGUAGCAAUAGAAUUGAGCGAAAGUUUGAAUAUUAUUAACCCUGUACAGCCAUUAAAUAAUAAAAUACUAAAAAGUAAACCAACAAAAAAGAAAAAAAAUGAAUGCGGUCUAAAACGUAAACAAAAUUCAAAAGCUUCAAGUUCAAAUCCUAAAAAACCAUGCACAAGUAUUUCAUCAUACUUCAAACCACUAUUAAACCCGUAA
Macrosiphum euphorbiae (potato aphid) is the source of this 2232-nucleotide messenger RNA. The record is from the annotation of a GenBank genome assembly. NCBI's taxonomy places the organism in Eukaryota, Metazoa, Arthropoda, Insecta, Hemiptera, Aphididae.